Biomphalaria glabrata is the source of this 8982-nucleotide messenger RNA. RefSeq lists its product as uncharacterized. The transcript is spliced from 26 exons. The record is from RefSeq and is a predicted model, not a curated record. NCBI's taxonomy places the organism in Eukaryota, Metazoa, Mollusca, Gastropoda, Planorbidae. The coding region runs from base 392 to 3988 and encodes 1198 amino acids.
CAAAUAUGUCUGCUUAAUAGAGGCAGUACACGACAUGCCCCAUUUACCAGGACGCUCCCUUUCCUUGAAAUAGUUCUUGUCUGGAUAAUGGAUAAUGAACUCCUGUUGCGAGAAGUGGGCCAAAAUUUGUUUAAGUCAUUUUUAAAUAAGUUAUGCUAAUUCUCUUCGUGUUCAUACCUUUUUAGUUACAAUAAAUUUUAUAAUAUAAUUAUAAUUCAAAUUAAAGGUAACACGGCGCACGGUGGGUCAUGUAUUGCAUUUCUUGGUUAGUAGUCAACUAAUAAAGGAUAGCUUAUAGCGUAAGUUUGUUGAAUUUCCGUUAAAGAUAAAAUAUAUGGGAUUUCCUGAAUUCCUGCAAUUGAAGCAGUUAAAGUCUUUUAAGUGAUUGGAAAUGGUAAAAAGAUAUGUUUCGACGUCAAAAUACAGGUUCCUACUGAUAUUUUCACUCUAUGCUUUAAUUGUAUUUCAAGUUAGUGAAGCAUCAGAAAUUGCGGAAGUGAAGGAAACAGACACCGUUACAUUUGUUUGCCCAAGACAGCCCCAGUGGAUUACAAAAUUGCAUGUGAACUUCACUGAUGGACACAAGGAAUGGUACGCUGACUUUUACUCAGACUCUACGUGCGCCACAUUCAAUCAUAUGAAGUGUUCCACAGAUGGCCAGAAUAACCUACUGACUCUUCCGGUUUCCAACACUUCGAGAUCGAUUGCUUCAUACUCAUGUGGAGACAGUUUGAUCUACACGGUUAGUUUUUAUGCCGAACCAAGUAACAUAAUAUGUGGAAAACCAUUACUGGAUCCUUCUGGUGCUUUCAUUAUAGUUACGUGCAAUACCAGCAAAGUAUUCCCUGAGCUCAAGUGUGAAUUUAAAGAUGUGUUGAAUAAAUCUGCUACCACCAUUCUGUAUGAUGAAGUAAGUUAUACAUUACUUCAAUCCUACGGAGUUCCAGAGUAUUACAAGGCGCAAUGCACGUUGACACUCGAUGUGACGAAACUUCCUUUCGGCGAGCACCAACUGCAGGUUACUGUACAGCCAAAGAACAUUAAGAAAGUAAAGAUUCAGAACACCAUUAAACCCAGCGUUUCACUUUAUCCUUUGAAAACAAGAUUAGACCGGUCUUGUCCUAAGGGGCCAAGCGUUGUGAACGGUUACAUUGAAGCAGGAAAAAGCGCUGAAUGUAAAUGCUUUAAAUCAAGAGGAUUCGGAGCUGUCUUUUGGACCGAUGGAAUUACACAACUAGACUUGGGAAACACUAAUGCGACUAUAAUCGUUGAUUAUCCUAGAGACUACAACAAGACAUUUUAUUGUAGAAUAAAGCCAAACACAACUGAUUCCAUUGCAACUCGUUUCACACCAACAUUUGCCUAUGGCCCAAACGAAUUGUUUCUGUCCAAAACUAACAUUCGAAUGGAUUUGUGUACAACGACUACAGUCACAUGCAAUGCAGCUAGCAGUAAAGUCAAUCCAAGUGUUAAAUUUCAAUGGUCUGCUGAUGACGCCAUUUCAAUUAUUCCAGUGAUGACAACAUCCAAUUUUUUAUCAACAGUUCAGCUUUCAGCGUUAAGUCCUGGGAAACAUAUUGUAACUUGCAAGGGAUGCAAUUCUAUUUUCCCUAAAAAAUGUUCUGAAAUUGAAGUAGUUGUCGUUAUUAAAGACAACAGUUCUGUACAGCCGAAGAUAACAAUGAACAAGAAACAACGCUUGAACAGUACGUCUGAAUUAUCGGAAAUUGUGAAUGUUACUUGUUCGACGGCUAUAGAAAGUAACCUAACUCUCUUAUGCCUGAACAAAACACUCAGAAACAUAACUUCGGCAAUAACUAUGCUUCAUACAGUCAAGAAAACAGACAAUGGCGCUAUAUGUAGCUGCACAUCCAAUUAUCUCUGUUACAAGAGCCAAACUGAAAAGGCAAAAAUAUUUGUAGCUUAUGGACCUGCCCAGUUAAUUUUAUCUUCAAGAGAAAUAAGGCUCUCAAUGUGUGAAGACGCUAACAUUUUAGCGAAUGUUUCAAAUGAAGACGUCUACCCGAAUGUCAUAUUUAUUAUUUCCGUAGACGUCUCUGAUUCUCUGAAAUGGGAUGUCAAAUCUGGAUAUAAUAGUGCCUCAAUUAAAGUAUUCGCUCUAAAGACUGGAAAAUUUCAAUUGACAGUCACAGCCUACAAUUCCUACAAUGCAAGUUUUAAAACUAUGUCUCUUGUUAACGUAUUUGUUACCGAUGCUAAAUUCCCCAAGCCUAGUCUGGUAGUAAACAAUGGUCGAAUCAUAAAAGAAGGAGAUUCAGAUAACGUAGAAAUCGCCUGCCGAUUUCCAUCACUUAUAGUAACUCGAGGGACACUCAUCUGUUUGGGGAAGACUGUAACAUCCAAUGGGACUAACAUUAUAGUCCACACAAAUGUAACGAGGUUACAAAAUGGUGCUACCUGUCAUUGCUACGCUCAAUAUAGCGAGGACUGUAAUUUUCAGGGAACAGCUACAGCUGUAUUAAAUGUUACAUACCAGGCUAACAUUUCUACGUUCAUAGUGAAUGAUAACAAAUCAAGUCUCGAAGUUUCUGAGGGAGAAGAUGUCAGAUUUCAAAUAAUUGCAACGGGCAACCCAAAGCCAACUAUGCAUAUAGAAACAGAAGAGAUUAAAGAUUAUUUCGACAAGCGUGUUUACACAAAUACGAUUGCAGAAAUACGUCCGAAUGUUUGGCAGCUCCUGUUUGAAAUAAAAAAUAUAAGCUGUGAACAGUCUUCCAAUUAUACAAGUACCGUGACCAACAUGUUUUUUUACAAAAUUGCAAGGUGGACUGUUUCCGUUAUAGUAAAAUGCAGUUUAAAAUGGUGGGACCAAAAACUCAACUGGAAUAAAGUAUCAGUGCAUCCAAGACAUUUAGCUGCAUUCUCUUUAAAGAUUUUAGGUUACCCAAAGCCCAAAACAUUUACGCUUCUUUAUGGUGUAAACAAACAGCUAGCCAACUUUAAUUCCUACUCAGUUGUGUAUGAAGAAAAAACUCCGUUUUUCGGAAUAUUGCUGUUUCUCAUAGACGACGUUAAAGAAGACAACUUCACUGUAUACACUAUUAAUAUCAGCAACGGAAUCGAGCCUGUCCUUCAAGACAAUUUCGUUUUAAUUAAUGCUGAUGAAGGUGACACCCCAAUAAUGGACAUUAUUUACCCGAUUAUUGUUAGUGCACUAGGCUUUGGAAUACUUGUUAUAUUUAUAAUCUUUUUAUGCUGGUGCAGAAGCAGACGAGUCAAUGUUGAAAUAUUAGAUGAGCAAGUUAUCCUUCGGAAUAGAGGUUGGAAAAAUUCAUCGAAAGUUAUCUUAUCUAAAAGAGAUUCACGAAAAUACAUAUCAGAUAUAAAAAGACUGAUAAAUAUCAACACCAUAGAAGAGACAUCAGAUAAUAAUUCAGAAAGUUACGAACUUACAGAACAAGAAGGACAGUACGUAAACCAUGAAAUCAAUCUUAGCGAUCGGCGCCCUGGUAUUGAAGUUAUAGAAAAUAAUUCACAUGAAUUAGACCCAUUAUUAGAAGAAGAAGAUCAGAAUAAAGAGACUUUCGAUUUACGUGACAAUAGAAAAAAAGCUUUGCAAAGUGAUGGGCCACAGCAAGGCAGCAAUAGAAGAGAGUCACAAAUAGAAUAUCUUACGUUACAAGGUCCUAUCCAGAACUACCUAAAUGUUGUAAAUCCUUCGGUCGGACUCUCUAUAGACGCAUCACAUCAUAAUAUUAUAGAAGAAGCUUAUGAUUCAUCAAAAACAACAUCUCAAGAUACACGACAAAGUCCUGUUGGUGAAAGUUUUCCAAACAACCGAAAUCCAGUUGUUCAAGUACAAUAUACUGAGGAGACUAUUCCAAAACAAAUUUAUGAAUCUUCAAUUACUAGAUCUCAAAAUCCUGAAGAACCUUCUUCUACAAAAGAAAAUGUUCCAAACAGAAGUAUUCAAACUAUUUCAGAUCUUUCUACGAUCACGACUGAUGAUCUCUAUGAAGACUUUUAAGGAUUUUAAGCAAUGUUGUGGCAUUGUAAUGAUACAUUCGAACAUAUUUCAACAUUUCGAAGGUUUGAACUAUGCUAUCCAAAGUGUAUUACAAAUAUUCACAAAAAUAUAAAUGGCAUGAGUAUUUUUAGAUUUACAAAUGUAACAAGUUCUAGAAAAAAGAUUUUGUCAAUUUAUUACAUUAUUUUUCUCAUUUGGUUAUUGCAUAAUUCAAUUCGUAGUUAGUGCUCUUUUUGUUUGGAUUUCUAUUUACUUUGUAGUUUGUUAGCAAGAUCUGUUCAUAAUCUUUUGUACGGCAGCUAUAAUGGAUUCCUUUUAUUAUUCAUAUGCAAAUACAUAUGUAUAUAUAUUUAUCUAUGUAUCUAUAAGAGUAAUGACAAUUACUAUAUUAUAAUAUUUUGUAAUUAUUUCAAUAUUUCAUGACUUCUGUGUUUCAAUAUCUUAACAUUUCAUGUGUUACAUGUACAUUGUAUGCAGUAGCGUCACUAGGGUCGAUGUAACCUGGUACGGUAAGCUCAGGGUGUCACCCUCCUCCUCCUAACAACAGUCUCCAAUCAUUUCUCAAAAGUUGUUUCUAAAUAUGUUAAAAUCUGUAUCUAUUCUAUUUUAAAUGUGAUUGAUCAUGAUAUUUAUCCAUGGUUACUAUAUAUAUUAAAAUGUAAGUUUAUUAAAUAAGAAACAGACUUAACAUCAACUUAGACUUUAAAGACUUAAAAAAUGGAAACUAUUGAACAUUGUGCUAACCUUAUAUAAACUUUUCCUUUCUCAUCUAAAAUAUUUUAGAAUCUAGACCAAAAAAUGUUUGCUGCCCAGUUAAUUAUUUAUUGGUCAAACUUUAUCAGUGUUUCUGUACUUCAGAAACUCAUUUUCUUUGGUUGUAGAUUGCAUCAUUUAUUUUAGUAAGAAAUCGCUGGUUAAAAAAAAUAAAUAAUAAGAAGAGGUGGACGGGCUGAAUCUGAAGUGUGAGAAGGCAAAUAAACUUUUUCCUUUGGUUUUUCGCUAGACAAGUUUUGUAUCGCAACCCCUUAGUAAGCUGGGUACCUAAAAGAGGAAACCGAUGAUGUCUCACACAAUGGGUUUCAGGAGACGUUUAAGAAAGUAAUGAAAAAGAAAAGAUACUUUAAGACAUACAAUUAUGACAAAAUUUAUAAAUAUUCACACUAUGUUAAGAAUCGAAAUGUACAAAGUGAAUGUUCGUUAAAAGCUAGUCCGUUUCGCCUUUAGUUUUGUAAAUAUUGUUUUGUAGAUAAUUUUAAGUCUUUUGCAGAUUCAAAAAAAAUUGUGCUCGAAAUAGUAUAAGACAGGAAUCAGCCCCCCAACCUCAUAGGGGAGGCACCGUAAGCUUCGUCAGGCGUUUUCCUAGUUUCUGGGCUUAACAUUAUUUUUUUCCUGGCGUCUACAGCGCUUUUCUGCAGAGCCCACAUAUAAAUAUAUAUAUAUAUAUAUAUAUGUGUGUAUAUAUAUAUAUAUAUAUAUAUAUCAAGGUAUGUGUAUCUAGCUUAUCACUUAUUUUUGUCUAGUUGUCUUUCUUUUUCCAAAGAACAAUUCUUUUCCAUUUGGGUGUCACCCCCCUGGUGGGUGUCACCCGGUGCGGACCGCACCCCCCGCACCUGCCUAGUGACGCCAUUGAUUUUAUGUAAAUACUACAAGAAAUGCAUCAUUCAAUUCAGAGCGUACUUACUUACUUACUUAAUUUUGUGUACUCCCAGGGGAGCAAAAGGUCGCAACCACACCUCUCCACCGAACUCGCUUCUGAACAGCUUUCUUCAUCUGUUCCCAUGUCAUUCCAGUACACUUAGCUUCACUGAUGACUGACUUCUUCCAGGUUUGCUUGGGUCAGCCCACUUUCCUCUUUCCCUGUGGGUUCCAAUCAAGUGCCUGCCUUGCAACAUUGGUAGCUGGUUUUCACAGGGUGUGUCCUAUCCAGCUCCAUUUUCGUUUAGUGAUGGCAUGGUCGAUGGGCUUUUGUCUAGUUCUCUCCCACUAAUUGACAAAAGUUAUUCACAGCACUUCUCUUAUAUUUACCCAAACUUUGCGGAUGGGUUUGAGUUCUGGUUUCCUCGGUAAGGUAGACGUGGAGUUAAAGAUUACAGUAGCUUGACCUGUAAGUUAAUUGUGAAAUUCGUUGACUAAAUUUUUCUUUUCGAACCAAAAUCAUUUUAAUUUUACCUUCAUCCCGGUUCGAAUCCUUGUAAGGACUGGGAUUCUUAAUUUCGGGAUCUGAGUCCACCCAGCUCUAAUGGGUACCUGACAUUAGUUGGGGAAAAGUAAAGGAGAUUGGUCGUUGUGCUGGCCACAUAACACCCUCGUAAACCGUAGGCCACAGAAUUAGAUGGCCUUUACAUCAUCUGCCCUAUAGACCACAAGGUCUGAAAGGGGAACAUUAUUAUUAUUUUCUUUUCACUUUCAACGGUCCCUUAACCUGAUGGACGUUAAGGUGUUUACGGAUGAUCUAUCGACCGUCUCUCUCUCUCUCUCUUUUUUUUUGGCUGUCAUUUGGCAGGAUUAGAUUCUCUCUCAUAGACGUGCCCGUCCAUUCCUUAAUGUACUCCUUCCAUCGUAUAGUCUGUCGUUCUCUCUCCUUCUUUUCUGUGGUAUAGUUUCCUACGGAGAAGGUUUUACGAGCCCUGAAAAUCUCAUGAUACUACACUUUACUUAUGGUAGGAAUGUUUCCAGUCAUAGCAUUUUAAAAAUCUAUAGCCUUUUACUAUUAUACAUUUUAGUGUUGCAGGAGCAUUUUGUUCUCUUGCAUUUUAUUAAUUACUAUUUUGUUGACAAUAUUUUUGUUUAUGUUUUACUGGGUUUUUUUUUGUGUAUCUUACUUUUCUAUCAAAUCUAUUUGUAAGUGUUUAAAUUGUCUGUAUGAUUGUUUUCGAUAUCAUUGUGGAAAUGAUAUAAUUCGACUAACUCCAUCCCCUCUGUUACGGUGUGUGUGUUUACGUUUUUACGGGUGGAAAGAGUUUAGAGAUUGAUUGUGAAGGAUGCAACAUAGGUGGCAUUGUUAUUAUUGGUCUUAGUUAGAGGAGACGACUUCAGAACAUGAGACUGAAAGGUUGUGCUUAUGUAUUGAGUAAUAUUUUGGUAAAAAAAUAAUAUUUCUAAAGUCUACUACAUAUAUUUCAUCUCAUACCAAAUUGAUUUUGUGAACUUUAUAAUAGAAAUUAUAUUUAGUAUUGUUCACAAAGAAGUUACCCAGGCUAUUUCAAGUUUUAUUAGUUAUGAUAUAAUACGCCUAUACAGUCUGGUGCUACAAGUCAACGACCGUUAACAACAAGUGGUGUCAGAAUUAACAGGAAGAAUUGAAUCACCCCCCUCCCCAACACUUGGUUUUGUAAUAACUUUCUUUCUAUCACCUUCUCUUCUCUCUCUUCUAUUUUUUUUAACUCUCUACCUUCUCUCUUUCAACCUUUCUCUUUCUUUCUCUCUCUCUCUCUCUCUUUAUGUAUAAAAAUAUUUUCUUUGAUACGUACAUAUCAGAAUUAUUUAAAAUUUAGUAUUGGAUAUGUUUCCCUUGAUUAAUAAACUUACUUGAUAAAAAAAAAAACAGGCAUUAAUUAUGUUUUAACAUAACUGCCUUAUCUUAUGUGGUUAGCAUUACGAAGUGUCUUUACAGCCCCAACUCUAGCACUAGCUCCUGAUUCUGCCGAUACGUUAAAUAGUAUCAGCGUUAUAUUUUCCCCCCCCCCUUUUUUUGAGAUACCAAAAAAUAUCCGAAACUUAUCAAAUCAACAAAAGUUGCAUCUAUUCAGUUUUUGUGUACAUUUUUAACUGUAAAUAGCCAAGAACAAGGAGUUGACGCCUAAGCUGGUCUUUGAGGCGUUUCCGUGGGGCUCCUCUGUUACGUUGACCACCUUUUAGCUCACCAAAAAGGACUGCCUUUGGCAAACGUUCGUCUCCCAUACGGGAUACGUGCCCUGCCCAGCGUAAAUGUCGGACCAAAAGAAGUCCCUCUAUACUGUCCAUACCGGCGUUCGCAAUGAUAUGGCUGACAUAGAAGAGAGCAACUGGUUGCAUGCGGCCUCCUGAGAUGAACUCCAAUUGGUGGCAAGGCUGUAAGGAUCAGUCCUCCCGUAGAGCCUUGGCGAGAAACUCUGCUGUUAGGCGUAGUGAAUUUAAGCUCCAAUAUAGGUCAAGUAAAUCUGCAGACAAACUACCCCGCAGCUCUCGGAGCUGCGGACACUCUUGCAAGAGAUGCGUCACUGUUUCCACCGACUCUCCACAGUGUGGGCAACAGGGCAGUCAGAACGAGGUCACUCACGAAGGCCGCGGGAUACACAUUUGAGACCAAAAGAAAAUCUGCUGCCGAGGACAAACGCAGACGGCGAAAAGAAAAUCUAAAUCGACCGCCUACGGACAACAGUUAUGCUUGCACUGGAUGUGUCAAAAUAUGUAGGUCACAGCUGGGACUGCGCAGUCACGGGAAAUACUGCAUUCCUCACUAAUCUUUGGACAAAAAGACUAGCCUUAUAUAUAUAAGCCAAGAACAUUAUGUUAUCCCACUUUGUUAUUAAAAAAGAUUUUAUAUCAGUGAUUGAUAAGUGUAAUUUACGAUUAAACUUAACAAAAACUUUUUUAAUUUUUUCUUUUAUUUACAAUGCCAACAACACAUAAGACACUAACAUAAGUUUACGGUUAACACAACAGUUCAUGUUAAAAUUGUUCAUAAACUGUCCAAACUUGACGAUCACUGGGGUGUCCAUUGUCCUUUGCUGAAGACGAACGAAGUUUUUGGGAUUAUUUCCUAUGGAAGCCCAAAGAUUCCAAGAAAUAUAAAUUGUAAUUCAGUACUGAAGAGAUUACCUUGCCAACAACACAUAGCUGUUAUGUGUUUUCGAUCUAUGCCCAAGUUGUUUUUAUAAGUCAAAAAUGUUAUAUUGUGGGUAAAUGGUAUAGGUUAGUCAGAAUGAGAGAAUUACUGCAAAUGGGUAGUAGUUAAAUGUGAUGUGGUUAAUAUUGAUGUGGUAAGAAAAUAAAGUUAUAUAUAUAUAUUUUAA